Parasteatoda tepidariorum (common house spider) is the source of this 822-nucleotide messenger RNA. RefSeq lists its product as uncharacterized. Gene Ontology annotation, molecular function: protein binding. The record is from RefSeq and is a predicted model, not a curated record. Lineage: Eukaryota; Metazoa; Arthropoda; Arachnida; Araneae; Theridiidae.
AUGGAUUUAUACGUUCAAAUUCUUUAUUCAGAUGGGGAUCUCUUUCAUCAAUACAAACCUCUGCGUUCAAUCAAUGCUGCGGAAAUUGAUACCAUUCAUUUCGACGAUCUUUUUUCGCCGUUGAGAUCGCUAUAUUUUUUCAACUCAAAUCAUUACAAUAAGAUGCUUACAAAAACACUGAUUUUGGAAUGUCAUUUUCAUUUUUUCAAUUCUGGUUCUUCAGCAGCACUGUUGCGUGACUGUGAAUUGCAAUCUCUGGACAAUUUACAGGCGUUUAACCAAGGAUUAGGUCGUUUUUAUAAGUCAUAUUUUAAAUUUGAUGUUUCAUUUAAAGUGGGCAAUAGAAUUUUACCUGCUCAUAAAUUCAUUCUUAGUGCUCAUUCGCCUGUUUUUAAAAAGAUGAUGACAGAUAUCAGUGAGGAACACAUCUUACUUCAUGAUGUACCUUUCGAAGCAUUUGAUUGUUUCCUUAAAUAUAUGUAUACAGGGGAAAUCGAAGACGAAUCCUGGCCCACAGUAAAAGAACUUUAUGUUUUAUCUAAGAAGUAUGAGGUUCAAACAUUAACACGUGAGUGUUCUCAUCUAAUUACUUCUUCUUUCAGUUUUAAUCAAGUGUGCGAAAUUCUAAAGCUUGCCUACAUUUAUGGUGACAAAGAGCUGAAACAAAUAUCUAAACAAUAUGCCAUCACUCAUUAUCGGAAAUUAAUAUCUAAAAAGGAGUGGAAAGAAUUGAUUUCUUCUUAUCCUGAAAUUGGACAUGAAAUAAUGAAUGAUGUUAUCCUUAAGAGCCAUUGUGAAUCGGACAAGAGUUCCUGUACCUAA